Molecule: messenger RNA, 333 nt
Organism: Aureobasidium musti
Lineage: Eukaryota; Fungi; Ascomycota; Dothideomycetes; Dothideales; Saccotheciaceae
Source: the annotation of a GenBank genome assembly
AUGUCCAUGUCUCCGGCUGAUAUGCAGAAGCAAAAGGCGCAAUUCUGCCAGCAACAGAUGGUCAUCGUCAAGACCCAGAUGAACACAAAGAACCGCGAAAACCGCAUGCUCCAGCUGACUGCUGCCGAACUGGACGGUCUGCCAUCCGACGCCAACGUCUAUGAAGGUGUCGGAAAGAUCCCAAAGACCGACGUCAAGGUUCGCUUGACAAAGGACCAAGAGACCAUCAAGAAGGACAUGGAGGGUCUGGAGAAGAAGAUGCACUACCUCGAGACAACAUACAACAACAGCAAGACCCACUUGGACGCCAUCUUCAAGAACGGCGGCAGAUGA